AUGAAUAAGUUUUUGUGGGAUUUAACGUAUUUCCAACAAAGAGUGAUUCUUGCUCCAACAAAUGAAGUAGUGGAUUCAAUAAAUAAAGAGUUAUUAGAGAGUCUGCCCGGUGAAGAAAAGGUUUAUUUUAGUUCAGAUAGUUUAUGCCAAUCGGAGGAAGAAUCAGAGCUUAAUAUGGCGUUGUUUCCUCCUGAUGUGUUAAACAAUCUUCGUUUAUCUGGUUCACCUAAUCAUAAAUUAGUACUGAAAGUUGGUGCUCCGGUGAUGUUACUCAGAAACAUUGAUCAGGCAAAUGGAUUGUGUAAUGGUACACGUUUACAAAUCACGAAGCUCGGAAAAGUUGUGAUUGAAGCAAAAAUUAUCAUAGGGACUAAUAUAGGUCAUCAUACUUUGAUUUCAAAACUGAAGAUGACACCUUCAGAUAAAAGAAUACCAUUGAAGAUUUCUCGAAGACAAUUCUCACUUUCACUUUGUUUUGCUAUGACAAAAAAUAAAAGUCAAGGACAAUCAUUGGAGCGUGUUGGUUUAUAUCUUCCACGUCCAGUGUUUAGUCAUGGCCAGCUCUAUGUUGCUAUAUCUAGAGUAAAAAGUAGGAAGGGAUUGAAAAUUUUGAUUUGUGAUAAAGAGAAACGAGUCUGUACAACCACUACUAAUGUGGUUUACAAGGAAGUUUUACAAAAUCUAUGA
Molecule: messenger RNA, 687 nt
Organism: Helianthus annuus (common sunflower)
Lineage: Eukaryota; Viridiplantae; Streptophyta; Magnoliopsida; Asterales; Asteraceae
Product: ATP-dependent DNA helicase PIF1-like
Exons: 1
Coding region: 1-687 (228 amino acids)
Source: RefSeq, a predicted model, not a curated record